Acanthochromis polyacanthus (spiny chromis) is the source of this 3435-nucleotide messenger RNA. RefSeq names its product G2/M phase-specific E3 ubiquitin-protein ligase-like. Gene Ontology annotation, molecular function: ubiquitin-protein transferase activity. The coding region runs from base 111 to 1097 and encodes 328 amino acids. The transcript has 10 exons. NCBI's taxonomy places the organism in Eukaryota, Metazoa, Chordata, Actinopteri, Pomacentridae. Gene Ontology annotation, cellular component: nucleus. The record is from RefSeq and is a predicted model, not a curated record.
UUUACAGAAAAAGUCACCACAAUAUCAACUUGCAUUGCAACUAUGAAUGUGUGACUCUGCUACUAGAAACAAUUUGUACUGAUGUUACAUUUUUCUUUAAAGGAAAACCUAUGAAUGAGUCCCAGGAGGCCAGACACACAAAGUCCAACAUCGAGUUGGACUGGACUUUAGCAGAGUUUCAAAAUUUUAUUUGCCAAAGCUACCCUCACAUAAGGCUACGUUUGGUAGACUUUCAAUUGGCCAGAGCAGGCAAAGGUCGCAGGAUGAAAAUUCUACAUGUGAGUUCAGUGCGGGAGCUAAAAGCAGCAGUGGGUAAAAGCCGCAUUUACAUUGUACCUCAAGCCAAUGUCUUGCAGGUGACAUCCACACCUGCCAUUUCAACAACUGCAGAUGAGACUGCUCAAGUGGAAAAUGUGGUUUCAGACCAGGCUCUCCAAGAAUGGCGAGCAGUGCGAGCCAAUCAAGAGCAAGAGUAUAAUGAAAGCUUGUUGGUGGAUCAGGAGAUGGAGUUGAAGAGACUGGCUUAUCAGGCCUGUGCAGCAAGUCGCCAAAAGAUGUUGUUUGACUUUGUUGGACAAGAUGAUAUUGCCAAUGAAAUCUUUGUGGUUCAGGAGGCCACAUCAUCAAAAUCAAUCGAGAGUACUUCCUCUGGGUCAAUCAUGGAUCACGGAAUACAAUCAUCCGCAGUUCUAUAUGUGUUGUGGUUCUCUACUGAGGAUGUACAGACAUAUCUUUCAGAUCAACAAAAUGAUAGCACUCAUGGCCUACACCACACAUCUCUCUGUCAGUCAUUGUCUGAGCCUUCCACCCAGCCGAUGCCCGAUGUGCCCUCUCUUCGCCUGAUGCCCACCUCUCCUCAGCCAGCUAUCGCUGUGCCCGCUCACGAGCCAAUGCUCGAUGUGCCCUCUCUUCGCCUGAUGCCCACCUCUCCUCAGCCAAUGCCUGCUGUGCCCACUCCCCAGCUGAUGCCCACUGUGCCCUCCUCUCAGCCAUCGCUUUUUGAGUCUUCCACUCAAGCACUGGUCUCUGAGCCUUCUGUUGUGCCUCUAUCACCUUGGAACUCAUACUCUGAAGAAAUCUUUAAUUUUCAUGAAUAACCAUCACUCCCUCCUUCAUCUUUCCAGGAACCAAUUGUUAUUGAAGAUGAGACAGUUGCCCAAAAUCUGUCUCCUACAUCGACCAAUCGCAUCAAAGGGGGACCUGUGGAUGAGUAUUUUUUUUUUUUUUUUUUUGUUUAUCAGCUUGACUUUAUAUGGUUUCUGUAUGUACGUGUAUGUUUCCCCUUUGUAUAUAUCCUAAAAGGCUACACUUAACUAAAGUAAGCAUGAUCACAGUCUAAGUCUUCAUAUUUAGUAUAUGAAUAAAACUCAUGAAAUUAUUUUGGUUGCAGGAUUGCUCUACAGAUCAUAUUGAAAAAACUGGUCAGCCAAGUUGAUGGAGACUUGUGUCCUACCAGCAACCAAAUAAAUGUGUGUCGGAAUAAUGUUUUAAUGUGUAGCCUGCGAGCUUUCAAAAGGAGGAGUUUCAACCCUGAAGCUAAACUGGAUGUAGUGUUCGUGGAUGAAGAUGACAAUGGUGAGGGGGCAGUUGAUGAAGGGGGUCCAACAAGAGAGUACCUAAGGCUAUUGAUGAGAGCCAUCCACCAGUCAAACAUCUUUGAGGGACAUGAGAAAGACCGGCAGUUGUGUCUUGAUACUCAAGCUUUGCAGACUUCACUGUACGAAUGGGCUGGGAAAAUGAUAGCUCUGUGUGUCAUCCACGGAGGAGUUGGGCCUCACUUCUUCUCUGAAAGGCUGUACCAGCAAAUCUGUGGGUUAUCAACACCUGCAGCCACAGUGAAUGAAGUUGGUGACCACACAUUUAGGGAACAGUUAAUCAAGGAAGCAAAAACAGUCCAGGAGCCAAACGAUGCGAUUGCAGAGGCAGCAGACAGUCUCAGCAUUAUAGGUGCAUUGAGACAUGUGUCCAGCAUGGAGGAGAAGGAUUCCCUUGUUCAGUCAGCUGCAGACUUCUUUGUAAAUGGAAGAUUGGCGAGUGCCCUGGACCCGUUUGUUGAAGGGUUAAGAACCCUUGGCUUACUGGAGGAGCUGAAAAAGAAUCCAGCUGUGUUCUACGACAAGUUUGUCAGUCAGGAGAAGCCGUUACAAGCGAAGGACCUAUGUACUCUGUUUUCUGUGGAUUUCUCUGUGCAGGGCAGCAACAGGAGAAUCGGCGAAAACACGACAAUAUGCUAUUGGCAUCACUGGUUGAUUGACGUUGAAGAAGGAGAAUGCAGUCCACUCACCCUUGAGAAUGUAUUGGAGUUUACGUCUGGAGCCUCAACGGUGCCUCCACUGGGAUUCCACACCAUCCACAGAUUCAGUUCCUUCAUGAGGGCAAUAGAGUGUUUCCAGAAGCAAACACAUGCAGUCUUGUUCUCCGCCUGCCUAUUCACUCUUCCUAUGAGGACUUCAGACAAUACAUGACAGAUGGAGUUUUGCAAGCUCCAAGCUUUGGACUUGCAUAAUGCGUGCCUUCUGUAAAAUGUAACUGAAGUGUGAGCCGGCACAAGGGGAUGUGGCAUUUAAUUUGUUUUUCGUUAUACCUUUGUUUGUUGUGCAUGUAUUUAUGGUUUAUUGGGUUUGUUUUGCAUGUAUUUAUGGUUUAUUGGGUUUGUUGUGUGUUUUUUGGGUUAAUUUGCAUGUUAAAUUAGUUGUUACCACCUACCUGCCAUUGCCGUGACUACCCUGAAUCACAUGUUUUUCCCCCAAUCACUGAGUCCCAGGCAUCAUUCUCAGCUGUGCAUGAUUGCAGCUGAAUGGGAGCAGCAGAGGGAGAGACACCGAGACCAGAGCAGCGGAGAGACACCAGGCCACAUUGCAACCGGGCUAAAGGGGCAGAAAGGCACACGCACGGGAGACCGCGAGCCCGUAAGUGUUACGACGUGAUUCACACGCAGCGGCAGGGAGAAGUCCCUGCCUGUCGUGUAAGUAUCGAGAGAGAGAGAGUAGUAGCACUUGGCGGACACGAGCUAAGCUAACGCUGUUGUCGUAUGAGAACGCAGACUGCCGCUUGUUGUUGUGUGUUUACCUAAGGGUUCCCAGCGUGCCAGAGGAGCGGCUCGCUGGGUAGAAGUCUGAGAUGAGUGAAGCGGCGUCGUGAGCUGACACACGUAAGGGCAGCGGUUUCCUUCACCUCUGGUGCGUGUGACCGAGGGGACCUCACCGACCUGGAUCGGAAGGCUGCCUGUAUCCCCAACUGCACUUUAGCCCCUCGGCUCAAGGACGGUGCCAUUUUUAGUUUGUUUUAAGUGAUUCUUAUUCGUAUCGUGUAUUUUUGGCCCAGUUGUUUUAUUGUAUUUUAAUGGACUUUUAGGAUAAAACUAUUUUUUUUUAUUCAUGGGCAUUUUUUAAAACUGGUUUUAAUUACAUUUUAUAUUAAAUCUUAAUGACUGCA